AUGUCAUCCCCAAAAGCCGCCGCUCCUGCAAAACCUCUCAAAGAGCAACUCAUUGAGCUGGUGCAGACCGCCCAAUUCGCCUGGUUUGCCGGCCAUGUCGCCACUCUUUUCUACUCUCUUGUCUAUUUUAUUUCUUUCAGAUCUAAGGGCUCUUUCCACAAGCUCAGCUACAGUCUGAUUUAUCUGUCUGUGAUUGAAUCAUUCGGAAUCAUCAUUCACCAGUCCUGGAAGGCUGGCAGUCUCAAAUUGAACAACCCAAAGGCGGUUCUUGCAGACGACAACGUCCAAUAUAUCUUGAUUGCUUUGGCUCUGUUUCUGCUUUUGCCGGUCAUUUCGCUGUCGAUCUUCCCCUUUGUGUUCUUCUCGUUCUUCCACUGUAUAACAUACUUCAGGGGAGCCAUUCUGCCAAAACUGGGACUCAAGAACCAGGAGGUUCUGACCAACAAGCUGGGCUCCUUCGUUGCCAACUACAACGACCUGUCCAUGUAUUACGCUGCCAAUUUUGAGAUUGCCACUUUUGCCUACAUUGUUGUCAGGGCACUGUUGUGGUCAAGAGGAUUCUGGAUCGCUCUGAUUGUCUACGGAGCGUUCAUCAAGUUCAGAUACGAGAAAUCGAUUUUCACUAAAUCGUGUUUCAAGAAGCUCGAGGUGAGAAUCGACGGUGUUCUGUCUCAUCCCUCCGUGUCUCCUCAGAUCAAGCAAUACUGGAUCAGCGCCAAGUCAGCUCUCAAGAAGUAUGGGAACCAGUUCAAGCUCGUGCAGGAACCUGGCAAGACCGAGUGA
Messenger RNA from Ogataea angusta, 783 nucleotides. RefSeq lists its product as uncharacterized. The record is from RefSeq and is a predicted model, not a curated record. Lineage: Eukaryota; Fungi; Ascomycota; Pichiomycetes; Pichiales; Pichiaceae. The coding region runs from base 1 to 783 and encodes 260 amino acids. Gene Ontology annotation, cellular component: membrane; endoplasmic reticulum. Gene Ontology annotation, biological process: endoplasmic reticulum tubular network organization; membrane organization. The transcript has a single exon.